AUGGUGCUCUCCUUCAUUCUCAUCCAGAACCGUCAAGGCAAGACUCGGCUCGCAAAAUGGUAUGCACCUUACACCGAUGAAGAGAAGGUGAAGCUGAAGGGCGAGGUCCACCGUCUCAUCGCUCCUCGCGACCAGAAGUACCAGUCCAACUUUGUUGAGUUCCGUUCAGCUCCUAUAGUCUAUAGACGAUAUGCAGGCUUGUUCUUUUGCGUCUGUGUAGACGCGAACGACAACGAGCUUGCUUACUUGGAAGCCAUACACUUCUUUGUCGAGGUGCUGGAUCAAUUCUUUGGGAACGUCUGUGAACUAGACCUGGUAUUCAACUUCUACAAGGUCUACGCAAUCCUCGACGAAGUCUUUCUGGCUGGCGAGAUCGAAGAGACGAGCAAGCAAGUCGUCUUGACGAGACUGGAACAUCUCGACAAACUCGAGUGA
Molecule: messenger RNA, 435 nt
Organism: Lithohypha guttulata
Lineage: Eukaryota; Fungi; Ascomycota; Eurotiomycetes; Chaetothyriales; Trichomeriaceae
Gene: aps2
Product: AP-2 complex subunit sigma
Exons: 4
Coding region: 1-435 (144 amino acids)
Biological process (GO): clathrin-dependent endocytosis; protein transport
Cellular component (GO): intracellular membrane-bounded organelle; AP-2 adaptor complex
Molecular function (GO): clathrin-cargo adaptor activity
Source: RefSeq, a predicted model, not a curated record